Messenger RNA from Aspergillus vadensis CBS 113365, 873 nucleotides. RefSeq lists its product as uncharacterized. The record is from RefSeq and is a predicted model, not a curated record. NCBI's taxonomy places the organism in Eukaryota, Fungi, Ascomycota, Eurotiomycetes, Eurotiales, Aspergillaceae. The transcript has 2 exons. The coding region runs from base 1 to 873 and encodes 290 amino acids.
AUGGUCAAUUGGAAACAAGCCGAGUCAGCCGACCGUCUCUGUGCGGCGCUCGUCGUAGCCCAUCCGAGUCUAAAGCUCGACUAUAAUGCCAUAGCCGCCUACUUCGGACAGGGAGCAACGUACGACGCAAUUCAAAACCGCUUCCGGAAAGUCCACACAUUCGCCGACCAACUCCGACAGGAAGCCAUAGAACGGGGGAUCACUGAUAUUCCCGUUGCGAAGACCCGAAAAUCCACUACCGGCAGUAUUGCCUCUCCUGCUCCACGAACACCUCGUAUGGGCCGCAAUGGGAUCCAGAAGCCUGUCUCCUCUUCCUCAUCUCGAAGGAGACCCACUCCCAGAACACCCGCCAAUUUUAUAACGCCAACCCGAAGCGGAACCGGUUCAAGCAAAGCAGGACAGUCUAUCAUGGAUGCAAUUUCUCUGGAAGAUGACAUGCUCGAUGAUGAGAAGACCGAUCUCAAACCUACCCUCAAAGCGGAGUCCAGGUCUGCGCAAAUCUCAACAACGGCAGGUCCUGCUUCCGACGAAAGCGAUGUCGAGAUCAUUGAAAUGCCUCCUUCGCCUCCGGCAAUUACAACGGGGAAGGCCGAAGACUUCUAUGUCUCCACAUCAAGCUUCCCUUCUUAUCCUAGCUUCAGCGUGAGCAAUGUAAUCAGCUCAACUGUUAAACAAGAGCAAAAGCAAACGGGCGUAUCAUCCGAGUCCGGCAGGCGGCUCAACGAUACGAAUACUACUUCGUCAACAUCAAGCGUCUUUGGCAACAGCAGAAGCAACAACGAUGCCAGUCUCGGCCUAUCCAGUAUAGGCGGGUUCGCUCAUAGUAGUAGCUCAGCCUACGAAAUGGAUGACCCUUGGGCAGAAGUCGCAUAA